This is a messenger RNA of Myripristis murdjan (pinecone soldierfish), 2282 nucleotides long. It is a transcript of the gene abhd4, whose product is annotated as abhydrolase domain containing 4, N-acyl phospholipase B. Gene Ontology annotation, molecular function: lysophosphatidic acid acyltransferase activity; phosphatidylcholine lysophospholipase A1 activity. The coding region runs from base 167 to 1279 and encodes 370 amino acids. Gene Ontology annotation, cellular component: mitochondrion; lipid droplet. The transcript has 8 exons. Gene Ontology annotation, biological process: lipid homeostasis; phosphatidic acid biosynthetic process. NCBI's taxonomy places the organism in Eukaryota, Metazoa, Chordata, Actinopteri, Holocentriformes, Holocentridae. The record is from RefSeq and is a predicted model, not a curated record.
UGGAGGGUCAGCUGAUCUUGGAAUGUACGAGUUACAAAACAGUGGGACAAGGGAGCUUUAACAGUGUCCGCCUCGGAACGCACACAGCUGAUCAAGUUGUAACAAUCUGAAUUUCAGACGCCACAUUUUCUCAGUGAGGAUUGUUGUCACCAGAAUAUGCUAUUCAAUGGAUCCCGCUCCAGCCACAGCGCCGGUGCCAAACGACUGUGAGACAGAGUCAAGUUCAGUGUGGCGCUGGUGGCCCUCCUGGCGUCCAACCUCCAUGUCCCUGUUGAAGAGCACAGAGGCGAAGAUCCUUGCCUGUAUUCAGAAUGACCUGUGGGCCAGGUUUGUGACCCUCUCCAACCAAGACCGGAUAUGGACUCUCACCCUCACCAAAAAAAUGGUCCGCAAGCCUGUAGAGCAAGUUCCUAAGACUCCUCUGGUAAUGGUCCACGGUUUCGGAGGAGGGGUAGGCCUGUGGAUCAGGAACCUGGACGUGCUGAGCAGAUCGCGGCCGGUGUACGCCUUUGACCUCCUGGGCUUCGGCCGGAGCUCCAGGCCCCCGUUCCCCACGGACCCUGUCCAGGCAGAGGAGCAGUUUGUCAACUCCAUCGAGCAGUGGAGAGAGUCUGUCGGCCUGGAGAACAUGAUUCUGCUGGGCCACAGCCUGGGAGGAUACCUCGCUACCUCUUAUGCCAUCCAGUACCCUUCAAGGGUGUCCCACCUCAUCCUGGUUGACCCAUGGGGUUUCCCCGAACGACCCCAGGCGGAGGCGGAGAGCCAGGGAAGCCCAGGUCAGGGGGCAGAGGUGGUGAAGAGGCCGCCCCUUCCCCGCUGGGUGAAGGCUGUAGCUGCAGUGGUUUCCUUCUUCAACCCGCUGGCUGUCAUCAGAGCGGCAGGCCCAUGGGGUCCAGGCUUGGUGAACAGAUUCCGUCCCGACUUCAGGAGGAAAUUUGAGGAUCUAUUUGACGAUGACACCAUGACGCAGUACAUCUACCACUGUAAUGCCCAGAACCCAAGUGGUGAGGUGGGCUUCAGGGCCAUGUCGGAGUCUCUGGGCUGGGCCAAGAGGCCCAUGCUGCAGCGGGUUGAUCAGCUGCCCCGUUCCAUGCCCCUCACCAUGCUGUACGGAGCACGGUCCUGGGUGGACAGCUCCUCCGGGAUCAAAGUGGCCCACAUCAGGAGUCAGGCCUACACCAAGGUGCUGUUAGUAAAUGAAGCCUCUCACCAUGUCUAUGCUGACCAGCCAGAGGAGUUCAACAAAGUGGUUGAAAAUAUCUGUAACUCUGUAGACUGAGUGUGUGUGUGUGUGUGUGUGUGUGUGUGUGUGUGUGUGUGUGUAAGCAUGUAUUCAGUUCAGAGAGAGUAUACAGUGCAAGUAUGCAUUGAUCUGGAUCGGACAUGUACACACAAGGACUGCAAUUACAUACAGAAUCCACAAAGGUGUGUAACAGUGCACGUGGCACACUGAAUGACAAUGAUUUUAUAUGAUGAAGUAUUUGAUAAAAUGUUCGGACAACACAAGGUUCAAUGUGCAAAUGUAAAUAGUUUGAUAUGCUAUGAGUCGACUGGUCAACGGAUUUCUCAACUAUUCACUAAGUUCACUGGAAGCUAAGCUGUUUGAACUAUUAUUGUAAAAUGUUAUAUUCUCAUUUGUUCUAUGAUUUGUGAUUUGUUUCAAUGCAUUAUUAUUGAUUUAUAAAUAUUUAUUUAUAAUAAAUGAUUGUAUGUGUUAUUUGUUAAUGGGUUUCCAGGGUCUUAAAUUAACUCUAGUAUUUUUUUGUGUUAAUGAAACUGUGUAUUGUUACAUUUCUGAGUUUUAACACAUGCACACGUCGGCUUUAGUAUCUUUGUGGGGACAUUGUAUUGACUUACAUUCAUUAAUUACAGCCUUUCCCUAAUCUUAGCCAGCUUAUAGUCAGCUUAUGUUGAACCCUAACCUUAACCCUAACCCUAAUUCUAACCUUAACCAAUAACCCAAAAUUAGCCUUUUUUCCUUAUUGAGCACCAUCCAAAAUGUCCUCUCAGAACGGGUUGUUUCUCAAUAGUGUCCUCACAAGUAAAGCACAUCAAGCCCACACACACUCUCACACGUACUGGAUGUAAGUGUGCUUGAGUAGCUACAUUGCCUCAAAAUCACGGUUUUAACAUGUGCCUGAGUUUGAACACUACAGUGCUCUGUAUGUUAUUGUAAUAAUUUUUCUGGCCUCUCCUUUGGUCUAACGUUCAGGUGGUCAGCCGAUGUAUCAAACUGUUGUCUGUAUUUUAUACCAUCAAGUUAAUAAAAAUUAAGCCGGAUG